AUGGCGUCUUCUCGCAUCCCAAUAUCUGAAAUUCCCAAUUUAUCUCUUCUUUACAAGCUUAAACAUUUGGCUCCCUCGAAAAGCCCUUGCGUCGCUAACCCAUCCCAAUAUCUUAAUGAUUCGAUAUGUCUUAUUACCAGCGACAUAACCAAGCUCGAGGUUGACUGUAUUGUAAACGCCGCAAACAAAUCUCUUCUUGGAGGAGGUGGUGUUGAUGGGGCAAUCCAUCGUGCGGCUGGUCGUGGUCUUUGGCAAGAAUGUCGCUCCUUGGGAGGGUGCAUGACUGGCGAUGCUAAGAUAACCAAUGCCUAUAACCUUCCAUGCAGAAAAGUUAUUCAUGCAGUUGGGCCCAUGUACUGGGCGGAUGAAGAUAGGGAAUCGCUUCUCCGCAGUUGCUACAUGCGCAGUUUGACGAUCGCCGCGGAAAAUGGAUUGAAAAGCAUUGCUUUCUCUUCAAUCAGUACUGGAGUGUACGGAUAUCCGAGUUCGCAAGCAGCGGAGGUGGCUAUUCGUGCCGUCAAACAUUUCCUGGAAGCCAGAUCUUCUCCCCCAGAACGAGUAAUCUUUUGCACUUUUGAACAAAAGGAUGUAAAUGCUUACCGUGCUCUUCUUCCAGCGUAUUUCCCACCAACUGAUCAAGAUCUUUCAAUGGCAACGGAAGAGGCCACUGCAGCACCUCUCCCUCCCUCGUCUUCGCCAGCAACACUUGCAGCGACUCUACCUGACCCACCCACCUCAGAACUCACCCUAGAAGGCCAGCCGGAUGCCAAAAAGGCCAAAGUUAGCUCCGAUGAUUCCAGUGGCCGAUUUCUUGACAAGGUUGACGAUAAGAAUGAGGAUGACUGGGACAAGGUUGACCAGGAUGAUAUAACCAACACUGCGGUAGAGCGGCUCGAUGAAGAGCCUGUUGAACUGGACGAUCCUCCUUCUUCUGCCGAAGUCCAAAGCGUUGUAUCCAGCACUGCAGACCUCAAGGAGAGCGACGUUAUGGAGGGGAAGAAAUGA
Molecule: messenger RNA, 1005 nt
Organism: Paracoccidioides brasiliensis Pb18
Exons: 2
Coding region: 1-1005 (334 amino acids)
Source: RefSeq, a predicted model, not a curated record